AUGUCUAUGUUUCAGUGCGUGACAUGUAUGGAGACGCUCGACGCAGAGAUGAUGAUACGGCAUCUGUCAUCCAGCCGUCACAAGGCCAUUAUAGAUGUGUUCCGUGAGGAAGAUGUUAAAUGUGAAGAGUGCCAGGACCCGAACGUUCACACGUUACAAAUCAUACGGUUUGGAGGCGACGACAUGUCACUUCUAUGUAACUCGUGUUUUUCAAAGGAGUACUCGGGCUCAGAUAAACCGAAUACUUGCCAUUCUUUAGCUAAUGGAUCUCUGCUCAGGUUUUGGGAUAAUUACUUGAAGGUACGAGACUGUUCCUGUGAACAGUGUGGUAAAGACCGCCAUCUUAAUGUGAACGACGAAAAGAAAGUGCUAUGUGAUUCUUGUUUGAGCAAGGUGCCACCUGCGCAAGCUAACAGGUUCAUCUCGGAAAACAGUGGCCGAUUUUUAUAUCUGUUUUUGGGUAUCAGGGAGUCAUCCAACUCUAAGACUGUUAGAAGAAAAGGCGGAAGGAAGGUUGGUAGAGGCAGAACGAUUGAUAAGAGAAGGAAGCCGCGCGAAAAGAAACCUCUCACUGUGCAUGAACAGAUCGCCAAGAUGGCUUAUGAGACCAAAAAACAGAACAAUAUUAUCGAGAGUGAUAGCACGACCAGCCUGAAAUCUUUUAAAGGAUUAAAAGCAAGCACUUCCAGCAAUUCCAGCAAGCCCCAAACUCUGAAAAGCCCAUCAAACGGCAAGGGAAACGGUACUAGCAAGACUUUAGGCAAUGAAAAGUCAAGCUCUCCCAAACCUUCAUCGAAAUCUAGGGCGACAAAUACAAGAAGCGGCUCGAAAAAUUGUAAAACCGAUGCUCGAUCAUUUAAACACACUACUGCAUCGAUUUCCAACAACAGGUUCGAAAACAAGAGUGACAGCCCGGCAGUCAAAACUCCUGAAGCUAAGAAGCGCAGAGAUACGAAGGCUAAGAACAACGGCACUGCUAGUAAGAGCCAUGAGAGCCUAGAAGAGCAGUCAAAAGGUCAGAGAGACAAAAAGAACAAAAACAAUAGCAAGUCAACCAGCAGCGUCAAAGAUCCGGUCGACAGAAACGCCAGAAAUGAUAAAAACCGGCGAAAAGAGGGUAUUGUCAAUGACCGAGCCAAGUCGACUAAAAGUUCUAGUGAAAAAAUUCUGGAUAAGACCAAGAAACUACCUGCAGCAGACAAGGAAAAAGGCUCGAUUGGUGAUGACUCUCAGAAGGAUGAUACGGAGGAGAUUGAGGAGGGAGAACCAAUCAAAAGGCUGACUAAAUAUGUGCCUCAGAUGACUUAUCCUGAUUUACAAACAUAUUUCAACGAAUACUCAUACGCACUCUUUCUCGAGCAGAGACUUGAGAAUGACUUCCUAUUAGAUUUUCAAAUCAUCUGGCCCAAGAAUCAGGAUGAAAGCAGUUUUGUCGUUUCGAUGAAAAUGAAAAACAAUACUGAACUAGAGAAACUAUUACCUCCCAAUCUGGCAAGACUGGGCAGAUUGCCUUUCGUCAACAGGCAACCCCUCAUAUUGGUCACUAAAGAUGAAUCUCGGGUUUGGUACGCAUAUGUGAAGGAAACAGCUCUGAAACGUGAUCUAUUGACCGUUCUCCUGGAACUUUACCCGUGGAACCGAUCCAAACUUCCUGUUAGAAGUGCAAAUGACGCGUUCAAGAUCUUACCAUGUUCUGCACAAGUGAGCAGGAUCUUCUUUGCAAUGACGCGUGUCAAGAAUCCCAAGUUCAUAGACCUGAUUCUAGGUCAAAAACCCAUAAAACAGAUAAAUUUUCAAAAUAGACUUGAGUUCAGCAAGGAAUCGUUCAAUGAAUCACAGAGAUCUGCUAUUCAGCAUGUGUUGAACAACAGUGUUACAAUCCUGCAAGGUCCCCCGGGAACAGGUAAGACAUCGACUAUCGAGGAGAUAAUUUUGCAGAUGAUUAAGAAUUUUCAUUCCUUCCCUAUUCUGUGCGUCGCUGCAUCUAACAUCGCCAUUGACAAUAUUGCAGAAAAGUUCAUGGUGAACAGACCAGAUAUAAAAAUUUUGCGAAUUGUUUCCGAGGGAAAAGAACCACAGUACAAUUCUGAACAUCCCUUGGGUAAGAUCUGCCUGCAUAAUAUGGUUUAUGAGCAGUUACCGCAGGAUAUGAAAGAUAACAUCGCCAAAUUACGAGGGGGAAGAGCCAAAGAUGUCUCGAAGAACCAAUACAAUAAGCUGUUGAGCCAGCAGAACAAUAUCUCGGACAGACAUGUUCUACAGGCUCAGAUCCUGUUUACGACGAACAUUGCAGCUGGCGGCCGUCAGUUGAAGGCCAUUCAGGAAUUACCAGUUGUCAUCAUGGAUGAGUCGACGCAAUCUUCAGAAGCAUCCACUUUAGUGCCCCUCUCGCUGCCCGGAAUCCGAACGUUUGUCUUUGUCGGGGAUGAGAAGCAACUGUCCAGUUUCAGCAACGUGCCGCAGUUAGAGAUGUCUCUCUUCGAAAGAGUUCUAUUGAACGGUUGCUACAAGAAGCCGCACAUGCUGGACACUCAAUACAGAAUGCAUCCAAAGAUCAGCGAAUUUCCAAUUGCGAAAUUUUACCAGGGACAGCUGAAGAACGGUGUCACGGAGGAGCAGAAAAGCUGGGAAGGCAUAGAAUACCCGCUGUAUUUCUACCACUGCGACAAAGGCUUUGAAAGUAAAGUUUUCAACCGUCAGCGCGGAAUGAGGGGUUUCACCUACAACAACCGUUACGAAUGUGAGGAGAUCAAAAAGAUCAUCUACAAGCUAAUCCUGGAAAAAAAUGUGAGGACGGACCAAAUCGGCAUCAUAACGCCGUACUCCGCCCAACGCGAUCUGAUCUCUGAAAUGCUGGUAGCAGACACUGUGGUCAACCCGCAAGGUUUUGCAAUGGAGCAGGAAUUGGACGAAGCUGAUCUCCUGGACGCUGGCAUCGCUCACAGCAAUGGCAAGAAGAACACCAUCAAUAUCAUCAACGGCGUGUACAUUGCCACGAUCGACUCCUUCCAGGGACAUGAGAAAGAGUUUGUCAUUUUCUCGUGUGUGAGAAACAACAAGGAGAACCGUAUUGGUUUUGCCAGUGACAGGAAGCGGCUAAAUGUCGCAUUGACUAGAGCAAAGAAUGGCCUAGUGCUAGUCGGUAAUAGUGAAGUCUUCAGGAAAGGAGACCCCCUAUGGAGAGACUACGUUGAAUAUCUGGAAGACAGAGGCUUAAUUUUUAAUGAUAUAGAGUCGUAUUAA
Messenger RNA from Torulaspora globosa, 3243 nucleotides. RefSeq names its product RNA helicase (gene ECM32). Gene Ontology annotation, cellular component: cytoplasm. The record is from RefSeq and is a predicted model, not a curated record. NCBI's taxonomy places the organism in Eukaryota, Fungi, Ascomycota, Saccharomycetes, Saccharomycetales, Saccharomycetaceae. Bases 1 to 3243 code for a protein of 1080 amino acids. Gene Ontology annotation, molecular function: RNA helicase activity. The transcript has a single exon. Gene Ontology annotation, biological process: nuclear-transcribed mRNA catabolic process, nonsense-mediated decay.